AUGACCAGUUCAUCUUCAUCCAUAGUUAUAAAAAAUAUCCUAAAAAAAUACCAAGAUGGUGAGAUGGUUUUGAUGUUUUAUGAAUCAAAACAAUGUUUAAACAGUGCUAUGAGGAACAAAUUGGUUGCUGUAAUAAUAAAAGACCAAAUUCAAAACAAUGAGAAUUUAAAUAGGACAAGAUUUAUUGAAUUAGCUAAGGGAAUUGAAGACUUAUUUCCAUCUGAAACCGAAGAACUGUAUUUUAUACCAUAUUGUAAAGAGGGAAAUAUUAUUAGUCCCAAUAGAGGAAAACUAUAUGAUAAAUUCUGUAAUAUAAAAAAAGACUUCACAAAAAUAAGUGGUACGAAAAGGAAACAUUUGGAUGGCAAUAAGGAAUUUAAUUUGAAUGAUUUGAAUGAUGAAGGUAUAUGGCAUAAUUAAUUAAAUAUAUUAAAAUUAAGAACA
Metopolophium dirhodum (rose-grain aphid) is the source of this 444-nucleotide messenger RNA. RefSeq lists its product as uncharacterized. Lineage: Eukaryota; Metazoa; Arthropoda; Insecta; Hemiptera; Aphididae. Bases 1 to 420 code for a protein of 139 amino acids. The transcript has 2 exons. The record is from RefSeq and is a predicted model, not a curated record.